Pelobates cultripes (western spadefoot toad) is the source of this 19021-nucleotide messenger RNA. Lineage: Eukaryota; Metazoa; Chordata; Amphibia; Anura; Pelobatidae. The record is from the annotation of a GenBank genome assembly.
CAUGCUACUUAUACUCUCUUUUAGUUUGUUUUUUACUUGAUUAUAUGUAUUUUAUUACUCCAUUUCUCUUGUACUCAUGUAUCUACAGAGACCCAAUGCAUCAACACUUUCUCUUUCGUGGUAUCAGCACACGGAAUAUCUCACAAUCAACCAGCAAUGUCCUUUGUAGUAAAACAGAGCAGCGUUGCCGUGAGACCUUAAGUAGGACUUCAAUUCCAGAAAAGGCAUCAGCAGGUGUUUUGGUGACAUUAUGUAGCUCAAAAGGAGUUCCUUCUUUCCUUUACACUUUACGAUCCUCUAAGCUACGGGGAAGACAUAAGGGUGAUAUCAGGUAAGUGAAACUACUCUUAGAACUGCUUCUUUACCAACAGGAUAUUUAGACAGCAGAGAUGGUAAAAGUCUGAACUGCAAAUAAUCUUUUUUUGUUGUUAUCCAUUAAUUAGCAAUGGAUACAAUUGUAUUCCUUACACCAGUGUUCCCCAACCCAGUCCUCAUGGACCACCAACAGUUCAGGUUUUGUCAGUAUCUCUAUUGGAAUAAAACAGGGAAAUACAUAAAUCUUGGACUGUUGGUGAUCCACGAGGACUGGAUUGGGGAACACUGCCUUACACUAAACUUCCCUCUCCCCCAGCAGUGUAAGUUGUACUUACUAGAGUCCAGCACUGAUUUCCCUCUACCUUGGGUCAGCACUUCGCCUCCCCUGAUGCCACCCGACAGGGGAAACUAAUGCACAUUUGCGUUGAGCGCAUUCGGUCCUCCCUCAUAAAAAAGCAUUGCUGCAAUGCUUUCCUAUGGGUUUUUUUCUGACGCUGGAUGCCCUCAUGCAAAGCAUGAGAGCAUCCAAUGUCAGGUGACUAAAAGUCGCUUAGUGAUAUAGAAGUAAUACAACAGCAGUGGAAGGACCCUAAAUGAUCGAUCCACCGGAGUUGUUAUUGGUUGAAGGGUAUCAGGGCAUAACCCAAAAAAAAAAAAAAAGAACUGAAAUGGGUAAACUAAAACAGUACACCCAAAAUAGGUUUAGAUUCUGAUUUUGGGUGAACUGUUUUAGUUUACCCAUUUCAGUUCUUUUUUUUUUUUUUUUUUUAGUGAUGGGGCUCCUUAUUAGAUAUAUGAGUGCUUGGGAGAACCGAUAAUAAAAACCACACACACUUUGUUGUCAUCAUCUUCUCAAACGUUAAUGGGAGAGCAUUGUAUAUAUAAAAUGGCAAUUAGUCUACUGCGCAUGUCUGCAAGCAACAAUGGCUUACUUGAAAGUGUUAUCUACAAGGUUAAAAAGGAUGUAACAUUUCAUGAGAAAAAGAACCAGCUGCAGAAACUGCUGACAAAAACUAUUUAGUUUUUAACCCCAGCAGACGUGGAAGAACUUAACUAAGGCAAAGGCUGUAACCCUUUAUGUACCUUUUAUCUAUGACAAUUCCCCUCUUUUGGCUCUACAGGUGAGAGUUCUAGGCAAGGUAUAUCCAGCUAUGCUAGUUAUACCUGUGGGACUUUAAUUAGAUCUUCACCUUGGUUCCCUUGCCAUCUCACACCAAAGGAGCCAUCAAGGAAGACUUGUCCAGAUACAAUGUAACUAUCACAGCAAUUAGUGGGUGCAGUACUAUGUUUAAGACUCCUUUAGCGGAAGGAGACCACCCUGUAAAAAUAUCAUACCAGUGAUGUCCUACAAGUAUACUUAAUGUAUUCAGUGAGAUUGGUUAGUAUUUGCAGGGUUACAUACAAACUCGUGUUAAAUAGCUGAAGGGCUUUGUUGUUGUAGGAUAGGGUAUAGGCUUGAGGGAGAAAUAUGGAGGGCAUCCAUUAAGCUUGUAACUUGAGUGCACUGUUCACAUCUCUGCCUGCAACUGCUAUUUUAUUUCUCACUAUCUCUAGAUCCAUAGCAUUUAGCAACCCUGAAGCUGUUCCUGUAGCCCCUAAAAAGUGUCAUACUAUUCUUUUUUUGGUUUGGAACGGGACUUACAUUUAGGUAUUUCUGAGAACAGUAUCUGAUAUUUCACAUGGAUGAGGCCCGCUUUGGUAGAAACAUUCUGUCAUGUAGCUGGCAGACUGACCAGAUUGUCAGCAGAAACCCUUGGCUUCAUCCCUGUAUUAGUUACAACUGAAAACCAUGUCUGCCUAUCAUGUAUUACUAAAUUGUUAGUACAUGCAAAGGUGUAGUGGUCAGUCAUGUUCACCACCAUACUAGCACUCACUUUCACAGGUCGCUCUUUCAAACAUCCCAAUAGCUUAAUCAAUGUCUUUCCAUCACAGUCUCCCCAAUCGAACUCUUUCAUGCAUGAGCUGUAGAAGAACCCACAAGAAACAGACAUUUUGAAGCUAUGUCACAUUCAAAAUAGUCAUGUCUUUGCCUAGGUACAGUCGACCCCGUUCCCCCCUAUACCAAUGUCCAUUAUCUUUUCUGAUGGUAGCCAGUCUGCAGGACAUGUUAGCAUUGGCAAAGCAGGUGUAAUUGUCCUGUCAACAUUUUCUCUGUCCCAGCUAAAAAACAUUAUAGGGGCGUCUGAACGGUCUGUUAACUUGGUCCCAGGGGUAACACAGAAGGUCAAGGUCAGUAUAAUUCUGUAUAAGGCACCAAUUUACAGUGACUAGCGUGAAUCCAAGUAGAUUUUCCUUCUAGCUUUAUGGAGUAGUCAACAGUACUUUGAAAGGACCAUCAAAUCUGGGCUCCAGACUUUUCCUCAGGUGUCUCUUAAUCAUUACCCAAUCUCCAGGCUGAAGCUUGUGGGUAGAGGAGUCACUAUCAGGAUCUGGAAUAGAAUCGAACACUAGUUUAUGCACCCUGCCUAAUCUUUGGUGUAAGGCCUGUAGCAGUCAUGUUGCUGUGUUGCAGCUGGAGGGUUUGGAGGGCUCCCAGCUUCUUCCAUUGUUCUUGUUCUUCCAUGCCUGCCUGCUUUUGUAGGGUUUGCAGUAUGUCAUAUGAAACAGAUUGGGCUACUGUCAUAGUGAAACAGAUUGGGCUACUGUCUCCUGUAAAGGAGAUUUACCUGCAAGGUAUGGUCGCUAGGCAGCCUGCUUAGCCCCUACAUCAGCUCUGUGAUUUCCUCGGGAUGCUUCAUUUGUGAUCUUCACUUGAGCUGCCACCUUGAUGAGUUCCCACAUGCUUGGGUAGCAGGAUGGCAUCCAUUAGGACACUCACGGCUUCUGAGUUCUUGCAGAUAUAAGAAAAUUUCGGGCCUGCCAAAGAGGUCCAAAGUCAUGGGCAGUCAUGAGGUACCUGAGUCUUAACUAACUCAUCAGGUGAGAUUUCAUCAGGGAGAUUUCCUGGAUAGGGCGUAUAAAUACUAUUCGCUCCUACAUUCUGCCCAAAUGGAACUAUCUUUUAAGAAUGUUACCAAUACAAGUCCCAAUUCCCUGGUUAAAAAUGAUACAGUCAGCUUUCUCUAAAUUCAUUUGGAAGGGGAAAAAACCCAGAAUAUGUCUACAUUUGUUAUCAAAGAAAAAAAAAUGAUGGAGGCCUUGCUGCCCCAAACAUAAUAGAAUAUCAUAGUGCCUGUAUGAUGGCACAUGCUGUUAAUACUUUAAGUACAGAUCAAAAAGAUCAAGAUUGGUAACAAAUAGAGCAAUCACUAGUAGAGACAGAUAAUCUGAAUGCCCUAUUUUGGGCAACAAGAAAGGAGAAAAAUAAGAGCAAACCAGUAUGUUCAGGAAAUUCAAUUAUUAUUGACAAUAUUUUGGGAUACUGGAAUAAAAUUAAGAAUGUUUUCCUUCUUACCAAUAGAGGUGAUUAAGGGGAAUAUUGAGGAUAUUAAUAUCAGUGGAUGGUCACAGAAGGGAAUUAAGAAUAUCCAAGAGAUUAUAGAUAGAAAGGAAAUCAAGCCAUUCAACCAGCUACAAACAGCGUUUGGGAUUGCUAACAAGGAGAUAUUUACAUAUUUAAGAAUUAGGUUUUAUUUUAAUAAAACUCAAGUAAUCUUAAAAAGAUUCUUGAAACUCAAAGAACUAAAGGCCAUAUUACUAGAUGUUAUGAGUUUUUAAAGGACUCCAAGAAGCCCUAUGUCUGGAAAUCUAAGAAUAAGUGGGAAAAAGAUCUACAUAUUGAAAUUAAUGAGCAAGAUAUAAGUGUGAUAGUUAAGGUAAAUAAAUCGAUACAUUGUUUGAAUAUAGUAGAGAAUUUUUAUAAACUUAUAAACAGAUGGUAUUUAGUCCCAGAAAAACUAGCUAAAAUUUAUAAAGAUCAGAACCAUGCUUGUUGGAGAUGUGAUGAUGGGAAAGGAGAUUAUCUCCAUAUAUGGUGGCAAUGUAAAUUAUUAAAUAAUACAUGGAAGAAUAUUUAUCAACAGAUUUAUAAUACCUGUCAGAUAUAUAUACCUUUCACACCACAGAGUUUUUUGCUACAUCAGGGAUGGCCCAAUAUGCCUAUUGAAAAAAGCAUGUUAAAAAUUCACAUUUUAAUGGCAGCUAAGAUAGUCCUAGCUAGGCUUUGGGAAAGUAAUAAAAUCUGACUGAGUAAUAGGCAACCAGCCUUUGCUUCUGCCCAUGGACCUGGGUAAUUACUGCUGUAGCAUAGCCUACCUGUUCAGUACAGAACAUGGAAAAGGGCUUUCGGUAAUCUGGUAGACCCAGCGCUGGGGCUGAGGUGACAAGCAACUUAAUAGUGUAAAAGGCUUCUUCUGCUUCAGGAGGUAAAUGAAAGAUAACAAUGGAAGCACAUGCCUGCAGUUUGGCCUUGGUAGCUUUGCACCCUGCUUGUGCCAAAAAAGUUAGUAAAGACAGGGUGUGUGCUUUGUAAAUGACUCCUGGUCUGGGCAACAUAGAAGCAAAUCAUCAACAUAUUGUAACAACACAACAUCAUCUGCCCUUGGCCAUGCUUCUAGAGUUUGGGCCAUUGCCAUGCUAUACAUGGUAGGCGAAUUCUGAGCACCUUGAGGCAGCACCGUCCAUGUGCAUUGUUUAUGCAUGUGUGUGAAUGCAAAAAGGUAUUGACUGUCUGGGUGCAAUGGUACACAAAAUAAUGCGUUUGCCAGGUCAAUGACAGUAAACACCUUAGAGGAAGGUGGGAUUUGUGACAGCAAUGUAUGAGGGUUGGGAACAUUAGGAGCAAUCAAUUCAGUUACAGCAUUAACAGCUCUUAAAUCAUACACAAUGCGAUAUACCACUGGCUUGCCUUUCUCCUGUUUUUUUUUUUUUUUUUUUUUAACAGGGUACAGAGAGUUAUUGCAGGUAGAGGUGGUUUUAUACAAUUAUACCAGCCUGCAAUAACUCUUGGAUGGAUUAAGUGAGAGCAUCUUCUUGAGCUGGGCUGAGAGGAUAUAGCUUAAGGCAAGGUGGGGUGGCAUUCGGCAACAACUUAACCUGUACAGGAGGGACAGCAAGUCUUCUGUUAUCUGUCUUUCCCUGUGCCCAUAAGGAGUUAGGGACUGUUGUCAAGUCAAGAGUAGGUUCUGUCAUAGGGCUGGGCAAUUUAAGCUUUGCCAGCACACUAGCAAGUGGUAUGAGACAGUUAUCUUCAAGGGGCAAAGUCACAUUACCAGUGGGGCUGAACUGUAUUUUUUCAUUUAUGGCAGAUAGAAUAUCACUGCCAAAUAGAUUUACAGGAGCAGUGGGACUAACAAGCAAUCUAGUGACCAAGGCAGUCGAGUCAAGAAGCCUGAGUUUAAUUUGGUGAGACAAAGGAACGUCAAUCAAAGUCCCAUCCACCCCCACAUAUUUUAAUACAUAAUUUGAUUUUUCAUAGGGAAAAACAUUUUUCCUGCACAAUGGAACAUACUGCCAUUAGACACAACAAUAGAGUGCAGUGGCUAUUAUUAUUUUAUUAUUUAUAUAGAACCAGCAAAUUCCAUAGCAAUGGGGUUGUCACUGUCCUAUGGGGCAGUGGAAGGAUUUGCACUCUGAGGAGUCUAAUCCUGGCUAGGAUUAUCUGAGCUGGAUUGCUGGCGCUGCAGAUUUUGUCUAGGCGGGCAGCGGCAGUUUCUCUUGAUGUGUCCUAUUUUAUUGCAAUUCCAGCAUACAUGGCUCUGAUUUGAAUGGUGUUGGCCCCUAGACAUCUGAUUUACCAUUUGUCUAAUGGUAACUGCUGGUUUAUUUCUAAAAGGACUAUGGUUGGCUUCAAUACCUUUAGAAACUUUUACAAGGUCAGAAUAAUUUAGGCUACACACUCAGGUCUGGCUAUUUUAAGGGCUGUGCUGAGUGGGUGAUGAAAACCAUCCAUGAAACAGUUAACCAGCUGUCUAGUGGACAGAGGGUUCCUUUCUGAUUAUUCGAGAUUCUUCCACCUGAGGUGUAAACAGGCAAAGAAUUUUUCAACUGACUCCCCCUUCUUUUGGGUAAGAUCUUUGAGUUGGGAUGAAAGGUUGGUGAGCCUGGUCUGUGCCCAUUUUUCUAAGGCUUUAAUGUAAGGUACACCAGAAUCAUAUUGUUUCAAAUACCACUGUUGGUCUCGGUUAUGUGGGGCAGCUUGUAAAAUACCCUUUUUAACAUCAGUAGUAUGUUUACUACUGGGUUUACUGUUGACACCUGUGGGGUUUCGGAUUACCAUCUGUACUGUGUGCCUGCUCAGGGUAAGGAGGCUAAGUUUCCUUAGGGGAAGCAUCAUGCAAUGACCCAUAACAUUAGAUAAUAGGGUAUCCCCCUUCAAGUAGUUUCUUUACAGCCACACUGUGUCAAUUUGACUGCAGUAUCAUGCCAUUUUUUUUUUAGCUUUCUCUGUUAACUUUUUAUCUUCAAGCCAUCCUUUAUGCUUUGCCAUGAAUUCUUUCCAUAGUUGUGGAUCUAAUCUCCCUUCUAGAGUCAUUAAUGCUUUCUUUAGCAUAGAUGUAAUGCCUGUCACAGAAUCUUUGCCUUGGUGAUUUUUCAUGAUUUCUAUAGCAGUCUUAUCCUCCCCAGGGAGACUUUAAGAGUUCCCCAUUAUUAUACCUGGGUUAGCUAGACCCUCAAAUUGAGGCAAGCAGUUUGUCACAGUGUAAUUCUUGUAUAAACAACAAAAAAACACUUAAGAACACGUAAUAAGAACACUUAACAACAGUGUGUAAACACACACAACCCACCCCUGCAGAGGAAUUUUAACAGAGACUUAGCCUUAAAACGUACACUAAACGCAGAUCAGAAUAUAUGCCGUGGAGGAUACGUAUUUUAAUCAUACAAGAGAUUACCAGGCCAACAAUUAUUACAACCUGACAGGCACAGAGGAGCUCUAAAAUCUGCAAUUCCAGUUCACAAUUCAUAGCAAUUUUAAGCAGACAAUAUAAGCAAAGCAACACCUCUGGUUAUAUCAUCAUUGAAAACAGGUUCUUGGGAGUUAGCCAAUUUUAAACAGAUACUCACCCAGUCCCAGAUCCAGUGGCCCUUGGAGGUGAGAAAAAGGUUGUAGAAAUAAGUUUCCUACUGUGGCAGCUGCAUGGUUUCGCUGUCACUUCAAAAAGGAUCCCUCCGUGUGUGAUCCGGAAAGGCGCCCUUGGCUUGAACCUCACGGGUUUCACAGCACCAAGUGAUAUAGAAAUGUAUGAUAGAUAAUUCAUCCAAGAGAGAUAACCAGGGGCUCCUAAUUAGAUAUAUGAGCGCUCGAAAGAACCGAUAAUAAAACCACAGACACUUCGUUGUAGUUCAAAAAUCAUCUUUUCAAACUUUAAUGGGAGAGCAUCGUAUAUAUAAAAUGGCAAUUAGUCUACUGUGCAUGCCUACAAGCAACAAUGGCUUACUCGAAAGUGUUAAAGCAAACGUAACAUGUCAUGAGCAAGAGAACCAGCUGCAGAAACUGCUGACAAAAGCUAUUUCGCUUUUAAUCCCUGAAGACCUUGAAGAACUUAACUAAGGCAAAGGCUGUAACCCUUUGUGUACCUUUUAUCUAUGACACUAGCGCCUCUAGUGGCCGUCUGAGUGAGAGCCAUUAGAGGCAGCCUGAGUCCUGCAAUGUAAUUAUUGCAGUUUCUCAGAAACAUUGCAGGGCUAAGAGGACUGGAACACUGCACCCAGCUGAAGUGGUCGGAGUACCUAUAGUGUUAAUGAACUUCUGGCAUAUUAGUCAUAUUUAUAGUUAAAGAAUAUUGCAUGUUAUUGGAAGAAGAAAAAAAAAAACAGCCCAGCGGGAGUGUGACCCCGAGGGUGGGGGGGGUGGGGGGGAGAGACCUAUUAACACUAUAGAGCCAAGAAAACUAGUUUGUUUUCCUGGCACUAUAGUGCACCUCUAAGUUACAUUUCAGUUGCUAACUUACCCACAAUCCAUAAAUUAUAAAAAAAAAAUCCUAGAGAAGGCCCCUCUGCAGUCAUCUUUGAGAGAGGAGAACAAAUUGGUGGUUCCCAGAUCCAGCAAGUAGACCAGGGACGUAUUAGCCGCGAGGCAUUUUUCAGGGGGCGGCAAAAAACGCCGCCCCGCAAAUGCCUAGUUAGCCUUGCGACUAACUGACAUCCCAGGCGGGCGGGCGGCUGGCGAGGGAGCACUUCCUAUGAGCUGUCUGCUCAGCUCCCUCGCGCGCCGCACAGUGAGGCUGGGAGCCGGAAGAUGAUGUCAUCUUCCGGCUCCCAGUCUCACUCUGCAGCCGGCGCACGAGGGAGCUGAGCAGACAGCUCAUAGGAAGUGCUCCCUCGUCAACCGCCCGCCCGCCCGGCAGCCACUGGACCACCAGGGAGAGAGAGACCUCCCCCCCCCAGCACUCCCAAAGGUAAGGAGGUUGGGGGAGGGGGGAUUUAAAUUUAAAAAAAAAGUUAAUCUGUGUGUGUGUGUGUGUUUGUUUGUGUGUUUGUGUCUGACUGUGUGUGUGUUUGUGAGUGUGUGUGUGUAUGUGUCUGACUGUGUGUGUGUGUUUGUGUCUGACUGUGUGUGUGUGACUGUGUGUGUUUGUGCCUGACUGUGUCUGUGUAUGUGUGUGUGUGUGUGUGUAUGACUGUGUGUGUUUGUGUCUGACUGUGUGUGUGUGUUUGUGUCUGUGUGUGUGUUUGUGUCUGACUGUGUGUGUGUGUGUCUGACUGUGUGUGUGUGUAUGUGUCUGACUGUGUGUAUGUGUCUGACUGUGUGUGUGUGUAUUUAGAAGGUGGGGCGGGGGAAGGGUUGGGUGGGGGUGGCGCGGGGGGAGGGGGGUGCCUGAGUUUUGUCCUGCCUAGGGCAGCACAAAACCAGGAUACACCACUGAAGUAGACGUUAUAUCCGUUACAAUACAAAGUGCAUAAGGAAAGGAAAACUGAAAGAAAAAAAUAAGUGCUCCUUUUAUUUGCUAAAAUGUGGUAUUUAAUUAUGUUUAAAAGAUCCUGUUCUGCCAAAAUGGUAAUUUUAGGGCUCACUUACUUUUAGUUUUCCAGGGGGAAAACGAGAUGCUUCAGACAGAAAUAUCAUACAUACAGCUUUGAGGGAAGCACAAGAGGAACUCAGAGUACCACUAACUGCAGAUUCUGCUUGGGGUGCCAUGAAGUCCAUCACCGACUGGGUAAGUUUACAUUGCAUGUCGACCACAACUAAACAUACAUGUUAGUAAGUUCUAUAAAAUUGCAAAGAGAAUUGCAAGGUUAAGCUCUAAACACCUGCCUUUUGCAGCCAAUUUUUCUGGCUGCUAUUUUGGACUACAAAUAUGCAAUUCUACUGUCAGUUAUGCAAAGCUGCAUUUUUACUGAAAUCUCUCUCAGUAUUGCGGUUUAGUGACAAUGCCAUUAACAAUUAUCCUGUUCUUGCAGACAGGAAUGGUAAUCGUUCCAGUAUUAGCAAAUAUUGGACCCUUGGAGGAUCUGGCCCCAGAACCCAAUCCAGAUGAGGUUAGUAUAUCACACCUUGUGGAUAAUUCAGGAAAAUCUAGGAAAAAAACCCCAAACUAUUUUGGGAUAAAAACGGAACAAUUACAAUAAAACCCACAGGUUGCAACACUUAUCUGUAACAAUCUGAUGAUACCCUUCUUGUUUCAAGGAGCACAACCCUCUUCAGUUUCCCAACCAUUCCCUGACCCAUUCACCUUGGAAGCGUGGUUGCUUUUGCACAUAGAUCAGUGAUCAACAGUCAACUUGGUUGUUGGCAAUACUAAUAAAGUGGGCUACAUAGUUCAGCCUUCUUUCUAGUGGUUGCAAUAAGGAAGGAGAAAAGAUAAGAAGAAAUGAAUAAGGAGAAAAAAGGAAACUAAAUAAAAAUAGAAAAAUAAAGAAAUGUGAAAACUUGAUUUUGCUUUUUUUUCUAAUUUCUUAAAUUUAAGCAGCUCACACGCUAGUAGGGGCUGCAUCGAUGAAGAUUCAUAAAAUUUAAAUUAUAUAUGUAUACACAUGCAUAAAGUAGAAAUCAAAAGAUAAAUUGAAGUACACAUAUAUAUAUAUUUUUUUUUAAAUUUUUUUUUUAAAUCUCCUUUCUAAAAAAUGUUUUGCACUUGCGCUACCAAAUUAAUUCGUACCUGGUGGGCGGCAAGGAAAUUUUACCAUUAAAAAAAGAUACAUAAAUGGGUGGUAGGUAUUAAAAGGUUGACUAUUCCUGACAUAGAUAAUGGAAAAUCAUAAGAUAUGAUUUUUUUGUUUUUCUAUUUAUCAGCAGUUUCGAAAAUUGAGUCAAUUUUACUUGGAAGUUAUCACUACAUUUACCUUAGCUUUAUAUAGUGGUUGAAAGGUUACCAUUUUCCACAGAUUUAGAAAUUGAUAUAGAAAUUUAUCAUGGAUAAGACCUUCCAAGAAAUAACCAGAAAGGAAUGUACUGCACAGACUGCUGAUAGAAGCAGAAGUGAAGAAAUUAACAUUUAACAUUUUUCAAGCCAACCAAUCAGAGUGCUGUGACUUACCUGUCAGUCUCUUCAUUUAUCUGUCAGAACACUCUGAUUGGUUGGCUUGGAAUCAGCCAAUCAGAGUGAGCUAAGCCUAAUUGCAGGGCGUGGGCAGACUUUAUAAGCUUUUCCCCGCCCUGCGGAGCUCAGUCUGUGCUGUGCCCUCCAUGAGUGAAGAUUAAUUUUUUUUUUUUUUAGUUCUUUAUUUUAUUUGUGCAUCAAGUUAACAAGCAGUUUUGCACUGCCACGACAGCUGGUGCAAACAUAAAGGAAACAUGCAGUAACAAUAGUGUAGCAUCAGAAACAUUGCACAUUUUUAAAUUAUAGCAGGAGUAACAUAUUAGACAUAUCUGGCUGCGACACAGUGCUAGUGGUAGCUGUAGUUAGGUUAGCUGGGUGCUCUAACGCACUGGGAAUGUGUAGGUCUUUUGAUUAAAGGCACAGCACCCAUGGGUGUCACCAGAGUGAUAUUAAUUAUGUUGAAGCAGUUAGAAAGAAAACUCACAACAUUAACAAUAUCAUAGUGUAGGCAUUUCUUGCUAAAAUGGGUAACACACAUAGGAAUUGCUUAACUGAUAUAUAAUAGAUUACAUGAAAGGUAAUACUCUUUGGGAGUGGUUAAUAAUUAGGGGUGCUCAGUUUGUCGGACCCUUAAUGGCACAACGGCUGGAUCUUUUUAGAUGUCAGGCUAUACAUUGACACUGCCGGGUAUGGCGAUCAGUAGGUAGUUAGGGAGUAUUAUAUCCUUGGUGUCUAGGCUAGUUAUAUUCCCCGCAGAUCGCCAUGCAGCUGAGGGCAUCUAUGGAGGGCAUGCUCAAUUGUUAUGAUUAUAAUGGAAAACGUAAGGCUAUGCAAAUAGAGCGACAGACAAAAAACAGUUUGGCUAACGUUAGAAGUGGCUAAGGAGGCUUUCGGUAUAUAAACUAAGCAUCUCCCAGGGGUAUGUAGCUGCUGUGGGAGUUUAUAUACUUUGUCAUAAGUCCAUUCAGCUGAUGCCCGUGAGUGGGGGGUCAUCGACCCGGUAACGUGAGAGUCUUAGGUGCUGUAACCCUUGUUUGGGUAGCUUGCCAGGGCGUUGGGGGAGUGGGGCUGGUGGUUGCAUACACCUUUCCCCAGGGCCUGCAGGGCUAAGUCCACACGAUCGAAGGAUAGUGGAUGUAUUUCGCCCCUUGUUCUACCUUCUGUUUCUUGCGCUGUCCGGUCGCAAAGGUCUCUGCUGAUUCCCAGCAUUUCGGUGUGGUAGACUCGGGUGUACCCUCAGAGCUGCUGCAGGGGGUCGGCGCUUCAGCACGGGCGAUGAUCUCUGCCUUGCAGCUCGGGGCUCUCUUCUGUUUUGCCUGCCAGUGACAUCACUUGUAGGGGGUGCUCGUGGCGUACCAGAGGGUGAGUCGGGACUCUGUAUUUUCACCAUCUCGGGUGACCCCUGCUUCCGCGGAGGAGAGAGGGCAGCCAGGUGUCCCAGCUGGGCGGGAGAGGGUUCCGUAGUCCCUGCUUUCGCGUUAGCCAGUGUCGGCACUGGGGUCUGGCUGUUGUUCUCCACCCGCCUCCAGAACCGCCUGCAGACGGCAUCAAAUUUUGCCAUGAAGGCCUCUGCCCAGUCGUUUGCCCUCUGUCGUUCUGCAGCUGCUGCGGUGCCGUCGGCCAUCUUGGCCCGGCCUCGUGGCUCUCGGUUCAAGUUGCACCCUGGAGCGUCUCGGAGGUGAGUGUUCCCUGCGUGAAGGUGGACCGGGAUAACCCCAACCGGUCCAAGGGGGGGGAACGGAGACCCCUGUAUACUUUGUCAGCUUUGUGUGGCGUCGGGAAGGCGGCCUUAGGCUUUUGCCGAGUGGAUUUUGCAUGUCUGGUAGCUUGAUUGGUAUCAUAUUAAUCUUCUUGGUGUCUCCCCACGUUUGGAGGCUUUUCUGACAUGAUUGAUCGCUGGUUUGACUGUGAUAAACAGCUUUAUUUGUCGCUUGCUGCAGGAGCUACUGAGGCUAACAUCCUCUCAGCUCUGCGGUCAGGCCCCGCCCCAGAUGGAUUACGUUUUAAGCGUUGUUUUUUUGUUUGUUUUUUUUCGUCUGAUUUUUUUGGGGGGGGCCUCUGGUUUUUUUAUUUUAUUUUCAAAGUUCAACGGGUAUUAUGGAUUUUUAUUUGGCCUUUUUUGGAGCUGAAAAAGAAGAUUUUAGAAAAAAGACAUCAAACGUUAAAUAGUUUUUUUAAUUUUUUUAUUUACAGGGACUUCGUUUUAUUGUCCCCCUUACUAUUUUUAGGCUGGGUGGAUGACGACUAGGGUUAUGGAGACCCCUAGUCACCUGGGGGGUAUUUACACUUAGCUCCCACUCGUCGCCCAUGGGUGGUGAGGACAAUAGCCCCUCCCCCCCCCAUUUUCAUUUAGUGCCCCCACCUGCUGCUCAUGGGUGGGGGCCGGACAAUAGGUCCCCCCUUUUGUAAAGUGCUGACCUAUGUAAUUUGAAAGGGACUUGCUUCUUUUCUAGUUCUACAGAAAUAGUGUUUUACGCUUCUAUUUUUGCCUCAAGAUGCUGUAAAAGCAUUAUGAGAGGAGUAGUAGAAAUAGCACAACAGCUGGGAUGGAUCUCUAUUCGACCAAAACCGUCAACCAUCAAAUCCAUGGAAGUGAACGGAUGACCAUGUAAAUGUAGACAACACUAGGGAGAAGCACUCACCCAACAAUCUCAGCCUAACCCCCCUCAGCUCAGGAGGAACCUUAACUCUAUUGACCUCAAGCAGCUGUCAGCUGACAUUGAUUCACAACUGCUAUCCAUCCCUUCCCUCUCCUGUCCCUCACUGGCCAUCUCCACAUAUAACACUACCCUCACAUCUGCCUUGAACGCUGCAGCCCCGCUCAAACCAUGCACCUCGAGGAGGACACGACCCCAACCUUGGCAUAAUAAAUCAACACGCUAUCUGCAGAGUUGCUCCCGUUGUGCUGAACGCUCCUGGAGGAAGUCCCGUACCCAGGCAGACUUUCUCCAUUAUAGAUUCAUGUUGCUUUCAUACAGCGCAGCCCUCGCCCUUGCCAAACAGUCAUACUUUUCCUCUCUCAUUAGUUCAUGCUCCCACAAUCCCAGACGCCUCUUUGACACCUUUAAUUCCCUUCUCCGCCCUGCUGUGGCCACCCCCCAAACUAACCUUACAGCUGAUAGCUUUGCAUGCUACUUUACCGACAAGAUUGAACAGCUAAGGAAACAAUUCUCCCCUCCUUGCCGUUCUCUUUCUCAACCACAUGUAAAUCUUGCUUUCCCUACCCUCCAGACUUUCUACCUGGCUACUGAACAAGAGGUGGCUGCGCUUCUCCAUUCCUCUCGCCCCACCACUUGCCCGCUCGAUCCUGUCCCAUCUCACCUCAUCAGAUCUCUCUCCCCUUGUCUUGUGCCUACCCUAACACACAUCUUUAACUGCUCUCUCUCUUCUGGCACUGUUCCUGCUGACCUUAAACAUGCCACUGUAAUACCUAUCCUGAAAAAACCAUCUCUUGACCCAUCCUCCCCUUCUAACUAUCGUCCCAUAUCCCUGCUCCCUUUCUCAUCAAAGCUUUUGGAAAGGCUUGUCUUUACCCGUCUGUCCCACUUCCUUAAUUCCAACUCUCUUCUUGACCCUCUUCAGUCUGGCUUCCGCCCUCUCCACUCUACUGAGACUGCUCUUAUCAAAGUGACUAAUGACCUAAUCUCCGCUAAAUCCAAAGGUCACUACUCCAUAUUAAUUCUCCUUGACCUCUCUGCUGCCUUUGACACCGUUGAUCAUGCUCUCCUCCUUCAAACUCUUCAAUCGCUCGGUCUCUGUGACUCGGUCCUCUCUUGGUUUUCCUCCUAUCUCUCCCAACGCUCAUUCAGUGUCUCCUUUUCCAAGGAUACCUCCUCCACUCGUCCUGUCUCUGUUGGAGUUCCCCAAGGGUCUGUCCUUGGUCCCCUUCUAUUUUCUCUUUAUACUGCCUCUCUUGGUAAACUGAUUGCCUCUUUUGGAUUCCACUACCACCUGUACGCUGAUGACACUCAGAUAUACCUCUCCUCCCCGGACCUCUCCCCUGCUGUCCUGCAACGUGUCACUGCUUGCCUUUCUUCCAUCUCUGACUGGAUGUCUUCACGCUUUCUGAAACUUAACCUCUCUAAAACUGAACUCCUUGUCUUUCCUCCUCCUAAUACUGAUCCUCCUCUCUCGCUCUCCCUUCAAGUCAGUGAUAUCCACAUAAGUCCAUCCCUGCAAGCACGCUGUCUUGGCGUCAUACUUGACUCUGGUCUCACCUUUGAGUCUCACAUCCAGUUUGUUGCCAAGUCCUGUAGGUUCCAACUCAAAAACAUAGCCCGCAUUCGCCCCUUUCUUACGCAAGAUGCUACCAAGGAGCUUGUCCAUGCUCUAGUAAUUUCCCGCAUGGAUUACUGUAACCCUCUCCUGACUGGUCUCCCCAAAAGCCGUAUUGCCCCGCUACAGUCUGUAAUGAAUGCUGCAGCUAGACUGAUUUUCCUCUCUAGUCGGUCCUCUCACACCUCACCCCUCUGCCGGUCCUUACAUUGGCUCCCUGUAUGCUAUAGGAGUCAAUUCAAAGUGCUAACCCAUACAUUUAAAGCACUGAACAGUUCUAGCCCCGCUUAUAUCUCUUCACUGAUCCAUAAAUAUGCCCCUCCACGUACCCUCCGCUCUGCCCGUGACCACCUCCUGACCGCUGCUCGCACCCGUACGGCCAACUCGCGCUUGCAGGACCUCUCGCGGGCGGCUCCUCUCCUAUGGAAUAGCUUGCCUACUGCCAUCAGACUCUCCCCUAGUCUUCAAUCAUUUAAGAAGGGCCUUAAAACCCAUCUCUUCAGGAAAGCUUAUGGCCUCCCAGAGUAAUCUCUACCUUACAUACCUGUCUCCUGCUCUCUCCUAUGGGACAGUGCUUUGCUCUCUCCUCUAGCUCUGCUUCACUACUACUUGAUAUUUAUUGUCCUAAUGUUUCAAAUACCCCACCUCCAAUAGUCUGUAAGCUCGUUUGAGCAGGGUCCUCUUCAACCUAUUGUUCCUGUAAGUUUUCUUGUAAUUGUCCUAUUUAUUGUUACACCCCCCCUCUCGAAAUAUUGUAAAGCGCUACGGAAUCCGUUGGCGCUAUAUAAAUGGCAAUAAUAAUAAUAAUAAUGUCUGCCAUCUGUAUGGAGUAGCAUAGCGAUGGGCAUCCCCACAUUUAGUUUGUUGCCAUCAAACGGUUUUGUUCUUAUACCCUUUACGCAAUACAUCCAGAACUGCACCGGAGAACAGGUAAGUGGGACCCUCACUCGAGUAUAAGCCGAAGGGGGCUUUUUCAGCAUAAAAAAUGUGCUGAAAAAGUCGGCUUAUACUUGAGUAUAUAUGGUAUGUGCGUGUGGUGGAUGCAGUGAGUAUUUGAUUAAUGUGUAUGUGUGUAAUGGAUGCAGUGUGUGUGUAUAGUGAAUGCAGUGUGUUUGUGUACUGUGUGUAUAUAAUGAAUGCAGAGUGUGUGUUUGUGCAUUCAGUGUUUGUGUAUGUAUGUUAAGUGUGUAAAAUGGUGGGGCGGGGGCAUUUUUAUUUUACUUUUUUUUUUAAAUAUAUAAAACAAUUUUAAAUUGGGUUUUAGUCCCCCUUCCCUGCUUCUUUCCUGGCCAGGGAGGGGGGGAUAUGGCAUUCCCUGGUGGUCCGGUGGCAUUGACUGUUACUUACCUUUCCAGCAGCUCCCUUCAACUCCUCUUGCAGCCUGUGUGCCGCGCGGAGCGUUGGCAUGGUAACUGCGGGACCCGCAAGAGUUAGACAGGAUGGUAGCGGAACCCGCAAGAAUUAGAUAGGGGAGCUGCUAGGAAGGCAAGUAUGUGCUGCAGGCCCCUCAGGAACCUGAUGGCGGCCCUGGUCUGCAUUAUCAGCAAUGUUGAAAAUACAGAAUAUCGGUCGAUCCCUAGUUUGUACUGUAUAUCUUGCAAACCUUAUGUGUGCUACGGCUUUAUAAUACUUCAAAUGCUGCUCAUCUAUGUUGUCUGAGUACAGCAAUAUCCCAGUAUGUACCUUUGCGAGGUAUAUGUGGACAUUGAAGGGGCACAUUUGAAACACAGCCAUUCAGUUUUGUUUUUUUUGUAACUUGGAAUUAUUACACUGUUCAUGUCCCAUUUUGGAGUAUUUUAGCAGGCUACAUAUUCCAACUACCCCAUAAAGGCAUACAAUUUCUUAAAGAAGACAUAUCAGGGUAAUUCAAAAGGCAUAUUUUGCACCUUAGCCUGAAAUCAUUUUUCUGCUAGCUUGUUCGAAGUGUAGUGGUAAUAAGUAUUUUUUUUCUGCCUUUUUGACACAGUGAGUUUGUACUGUAUAGUUUGCAAACCUUGUGUAUACAGCAGUUGACAGCUAAACUCUAUAAUACUUCCUAUCUUGCUCAGCUAUGUCGUCUGAGCACAGCAAUACCCCAACAUGUACCUUUUCCAGGUAUUUGUGGACGUUGAAGGGGCACAUUUGAGACAAAGCCAUUUAAGUUUUUUCAAACUUUCCAUUUUUACACUGUAUCCAUACCCCACUUUGUUUUUUUAGUAGGUUGGUUAUUCCAUCUACCCCACAAAUGCAUACCAUUUCUUAAAGAAGACACCCGAGGGUAUUUCAAAAGACAUAUUUUGAACCUUAGCGUGAAAUCAAUUUUCCGCUAGCUUGUGUGGUGGUAAUAAGCAUUUUCCUCUGCCUUUUUGACACACACAGUGAGUUUGUAAUGUAUAUUUUACAAACCUUAUGUUUGCUGUGGCAGUAUAAUACUUCAUAUGUUGCUCAGCUUUGUCAUCUGAGUACAGCAAUAUUCCUGUGUACCUUUACCAGGUAAAUGACGACGUUAAAGGGGCAAAUUUGAGACACAGCCAUUUGUUUGAUUUUUUUCGCUGGGUCCAUGCCCCACUUGGGAAUUUUUUUUAGCAGGUUGUUUUUUCCAAUUACUUCACAAAGGCAUACCAUUUCCUAAAGAAGACACCACAGGGUGUUUCAAAAGGCAUAUUUUGAACCUUAGCGUGGGAGCAUUUUUUUGCUAGCCUGUACAAAGUGUAGCGGUAAUACGCAUUUUCUAACUUUAACAACUUUUUUUUAAUUUUUUUUUUACUAUUUUAAAACUUUGUUAAACCGCAGGGGUUAAGAAAAAAAAUAAAUCUGAUUUUUAAAUAUAUUUAUUUCUAAUAUUUAAAGGCGCAAACAUAUUCCACAGUGCUGUACAACUGGAUUACAGUGAAAUACUGUGAUCUGUAUUUUGAUCACUGCAGACACUGAUCAAAGGGCAGGGAAGGGGUUACAUUUUAUUGGGAAGGGGGAGAGGGGGUGGGAUUUCCUCACUAACACUUUUUUUUUUUUUUUUUUCAAACGGAGCUGCAGGGAGACAGAUCAGGUUUCACUUCAGCACGUGUGAUCGCUCUGACUCCCGGUCAGAGCGAACACAUGGGCUGAAUCAGUGAGACUGCUUGCUGUUGUGUGCCUAAGACACGGAGGAACACUGCAGGAACACUAGCCCCACGAUUGCUGCGAUUGUGGCAAUCUGGGGUUAAUUUUAGUAUUGGACGGAAAUUUUCCAUCCUGCGUCCUUGAGGGGUUCAUGGUUUAAUCUGCAUUUCCAACAUAUAAUAGAUAAAGCUGUAUUCCUUCACUUAAAAUAACACACCAAGCACCAUAACUACUGCAGUCUGCUGUAAUGGUUAUGGUGCGAGAAGUGCCAUUAUGCCCACCCAGUGUAAUUUGUUAUGGUGCUUGAUGUGUUCCUUUACAAAUGUUAUCUCCUAGCAUUUAUAUACAUUCUGUUUCUCUUACUUGUACUGUACGCAUCCACAACUGUUGCCACUUUGUUUGUCUGUCCCCAGGUGGAGUCUCUUCUCACACUACCCAUUUCCCUUGCUUGUAUGGACGUCUGCCGUGGUUAUACUUGCUUUCGUCAGGGUAGUCGGUAUUCACAUACUUUACCAGUUUUUCGACUCAUGGAAUACAAGGUUUGGGGACUUACAGCUAUGAUGACAGACUCUGCACUCUCACUGCUAUUUCCAAACACAUACAACAGCAUUCUACAAGGUUCUCGGACAGUUUGAAAGAUAUUUUGGUUUAUAUUUAAAUACAGGACCUUGAACCAGAGUUUGGUGUAUUUAUUUAAAUAUUUUAAAUGUAUUCAUGAACUCCAUCAGUCUGCUACCAUGAAAGUUCAAGUUUAUUAACUCAUAAACGGCAAAUGGAAUCCCCUCCAGGCAUAUGAUGGGAUUUAUAAUAGGAGUCUUUGCCAACACUCAUUCUUCAUGUUAGCUGCUGGCCUUCUGUCUGUUAGCUGUGUUAAAUUGUUUAAUGCGUUCCUCCAAUUCUGGACGGAGAUGGCGAAUCAAACCCUAAGAAACAAUAUCAAAUUACAUUAAUAUGUUGUGGAGAAGAAGCUAUACAGCAGUUGACAGCUAAACCAG